GCUCUCAAAAUGGAGUGGACAGAAUGCCUAUGACCAAUGGCAUUGGAGAUGAGAGACCCCAGGUCAAUAACAUUCAUCGUGAGAGCAAAAGUAAGGAGAAUGGGGAUGCCAGCAAGGACAAGCACAGGGAAAAGGACAAACAGAGAGAAAAGGACAAGCAUAGAGAGAAAGAUAAACACAGAGAGAAGGACAAGCACAGGGAUAAGGAUAAACCCAGGGAUAAGGAUAAGGACAAACACAGGGACAAGGAUAAAGAAAAACACAGGGACAAGGACAAACAUAGUAGCUCCUCUAGUAAGGACAAGCAUAAAGAGGGGAGCAGUUCAAGCUCGUCCAAACACGGCUCAUCUUCAUCCUCAUCCAAACCUAAAGAUGGCAGUUCUAGUUCAUCAAAACCCAAGGAAGGAAGCUCUUCAAGUUCUUCUAAACCAAAGGACCCCACUAAGCCUUCAAGUUCAUCAUCCUCUAGUUCAUCUAAAGACAAGCAUAGUAGCUCAUCCCAUGAUAGGCUGAAAGAACAUUCCAGCAGUUCGAGUUCAAAGUCUAAAGAUGACGCUGGAUCCAGUGAAAGCAAGAAUAAAGACAAGAUGAAAGAAAAGCAUAGAGAUAAAGAAAACAGGGACAAAGACAAACACAAAAGUUCCUCUUCUCACUCUGCAGAGAAGAAGGACGUUUUUAUAAAGAAAGAACCUGAAAGUGGAGAUGCACCAAAGGUGGAGCCACUGUCACCCUCGAAGAUCAAGAAAGAACCCUCGACUUCUCAGGUGAAGGUCGAGGACAGCGAUGAUGAUAUGCCUCUGUCCUCAAGGAAAGAAUUAGUGAAAAAAGAGUCUCCUGUGAAAAAAGACAAACGACCCCUACCAGAGUCUGACGACGACGAUGAGCCAUUGUCUUCAAGGAUGGACAAAGUCAAGAAAGUGAAGAAGGAGGAGAAGAAAGCCGUCAAGAGGAAAGCUGAUGAUUCUGAAGAUGAUAUGCCUUUGGCCAAGAGGAAAAAAGAUGCUAAAGACAAGAAGAAAACGAAAACCAAGACGAAACCUGGUGUGGAGACUACACCAAAAAAGAAAAAGAAGGAGGAAGAAAAUGUACAGACUUGGAAGUGGUGGGAGGAGGAAAAGCGCGAUGAUGGCGUCAAGUGGAAAUUUCUGGAACACAAAGGACCUGUAUUUGCUCCCAAGUAUGAGAGAGUGCCAGAUAGUGUUAACUUUUACUACAAUGGUAAAAAGAUGAAAUUGAGUGAGGAAGCAGAAGAAGUGGCAGGAUUCUAUGGCAGGAUGCUGGACCAUGACUACACAACCAAAGAAAUAUUUAAUAAGAAUUUCUUUAAGGACUGGAGGAAGGUAAUGACUUCAGAGGAAAGGCCUAUUAUUACUGACCUGAAAAAAUGCAACUUCAAGGAAUUUGAUGCAUAUUACAAGAUGAAAUCAGAAGAGAGGAAGAAUAUGUCCAAAGAACAGAAAAAUAAAAUCAAAGAAGAAAAUGCUAAGCUUCAAGAAGAAUAUGGCUUCUGCACAAUGGAUGGGUACAGACAGAAGAUUGGCAACUUCAGGAUUGAACCGCCUGGUUUGUUCCGUGGUAGAGGGGAACAUCCAAAACAAGGAAUGCUGAAAAAAAGAAUAAUGCCCGAGGAUGUGACCAUCAACUGUAGCAAAGAUUCAAACAUCCCAGAGCCCCCUGCUGGACACAAAUGGAAGGAGGUCCGCCAUGACAAUACUGUGACAUGGUUGGCAACCUGGACGGAGAAUAUACAGGGACAGAACAAAUAUGUGAUGUUAAACCCCAGCUCCAAGAUUAAGGGAGAAAAAGAUUGGCAGAAAUACGAAACUGCCAGAAAGCUCCACAAGUUGGUAGACAGGAUAAGAGCCAACUACAGGGAGGACUUUAAAUCCAAGGAGAUGAGGAUACGACAAAGAUCUGUAGCUCUCUACUUCAUUGAUAAGCUUGCCUUGAGAGCUGGUAAUGAGAAAGAUGAAGACCAGGCUGAUACCGUGGGCUGUUGUUCACUGCGUGUAGAGCACAUCAAGCUGCACGAGACGGACGGAGGGCAGGAAAACGUUGUUGAGUUUGACUUUCUUGGUAAAGAUUCCAUCCGCUACACCAACAAGGUUGCUGUGGAGAAACGCGUGUUCAAGAACCUGCAGUUGUUCAUGCAGAAUAAGGCUGAUGGAGACGAUCUCUUUGAUAGACUUAAUACAAGCAUUUUAAACAAGCAUCUCCAGGAGCUGAUGGACGGGUUGACAGCCAAGGUGUUCAGGACAUAUAACGCCUCCAGAACUCUGCAAGAACAGCUGGACCUGCUCACUAACGCUGAAGAUCCAAUCGCAGCCAAGCUGUUGGCCUACAAUCGUGCAAACCGUGCCGUAGCCGUGCUGUGCAACCAUCAACGUGCUGCACCCAAGAAUUUUGAUAAACAGAUGGAGAACAUGAAGAGCAAGAUUGAAGCCAAGAAGGACACCAUUAAAGAAGCAAAGAAGGCAGUGAAGGAUGCAAAGAGUGAUUACAAGGCAUCCAAGUCCGAGUCCAAGAAAGGUGUUCUAGAGCGUAAGAAGAAGGCCUUGGCCAGGUUAGAAGAGCAGCUCGUCAAACUGGAGGUACAGUUGACUGACAAGGACGAGAAUAAAGAAAUCGCCCUCGGCACCUCCAAGUUGAACUACCUGGAUCCAAGAAUUUCUGUAGCCUGGUGUAAGAAGUGGGAUGUCCCCAUUGAGAAGGUCUACAACAAAACCCAACGAGAGAAAUUUGCCUGGGCUAUAGACAUGGCAGAGGCUGACUACAAGUUUGUAGAAUAACCACAACCUAGUAUUAGGAGAACUAGCGAAAGGAUCAAGAUUAAAAUCCAGUUUUUAAAGGAAAAAAAUCCAGUAUGGGCAGUUUCUGGUGCACACAUCUGUGUGUCAAAUACAGACAGUUCCUACUUUUUGACUUGUGGAUCAAAUAGUCAAGUAUGGGCAAUUCCUUGCUUCACAACACAGACAGUUGUUGAAGGGACAAUUAUGGUCAGUUUCUGAUGUAACAAUUUGUGUGACUUACCCAUAUAAAACACAUAUAAAAUGAUAUGCGAGGAAGGAAUCAUUUUUAAGUGUGAUAAUGUCAGUACACUUCAAUUUAAUGCAGAGGCUGAAUUUUAACUGUGAAUUUUACAGGGGGAAAAUUGUCUAAGUAUUGCUUUCAAGAUGUAUUCCCUGACAGCAAUGGAUUUCUCUCAUCAUAUACUAUGUCAUGAGCUGUGUAGAUACCUACGCUACUGUGUUCAUCAAAAAGCUGCACCCUAUUUUCAUACCAUGUUGACUGUAAUACCAUUAGAUAUAUACCAUUGUAUGCCAUAUUAUUGGUCAAAUAUUGUUCAUUAUGGGAGCAACAACGUAUGAUGUUGACUUAAUUUCCUUCUCUGUAAAAUAAUGCGAACGAGUGGAUAUUUUGGAGCAUUUUUUAAUAUAAUAUUGGAAUAUUUUACCAUACCUUGCAGUUGAAAGGUCGUAAUGCAAAGUCAACACACUUGAUUUGAAGUAACAUCAGUGAAGGAUAUUAUCACAGGACAGUUUCUGUAACACUCACUAGGUGCGCCACUGUUUGUGUCAAGAGGAACAGAAUAGUGCAUCUUGGUAUAUUUAACGUGUUAGAAAAUUAAAUGCCUGGUAGAGAUGUAAAGAUCUGAGCAUGAUAGAUACAGGUGUGUGAGACAAGAAAGUGAAAUAUGGUGCAUUAUUAUAUCUUAUAGAUGCAUUUUAAUGAAAAAAAAUCCAUUAAGGAAUAUUCAUGCCUAAUUCAAUGCAGUGGCACCUAGUUUGUGCUGCAGUGAGCAAUAGGAAAUUUCAUCGAUAGAGAAGCACUUGUCUUUCCCAAUAUUGUUAUUUAUUUAUACUUGCAAGACAGUUUUGGUGUACAGGCAUUAGUUGACAUUUUCUCAGAUACACCUUCAUUUAUAUUAUUGCAGUACAUGACAUUGUUCCAAUAUUUACAAUUCAUUAUCGCCUGACAGCUGGGCUUUCUGAUGCUCUUAAAAUAUAAAAUAUCAUAGUCAUUUUAGAUUUGAAAAUGGUUUCAGUAUAAAUUAAAGUUUAUAAUGCAAUUUUUAGUUGAAAUUUUUAUGAUAUAAACAACAGAUUGGAAUGUGUAGUGAUAACUAGAAUAAAUGCAUUUUCAUUGCACUAUUUAAUAUUUAUCAAUUUAUAUUGCCUGUAUUCCAGUCAUUGUGACAUUUUGAUCUCACUUAUAAGUUUUUUUCUGAGACGUGCUUGUCCCCCUGAAACAUUAUCCAUUAUGAAUUAUAUUAUGAAGAACUGUAGUAUCAUGAUCUGCAUUAUCUGAAUAAAAGGGGACUUCAUAGA
Messenger RNA from Lingula anatina, 4328 nucleotides. Its product is annotated as DNA topoisomerase I, mitochondrial. Gene Ontology annotation, biological process: DNA topological change; chromosome segregation; DNA replication. The record is from RefSeq and is a predicted model, not a curated record. Gene Ontology annotation, cellular component: nucleolus; chromosome. NCBI's taxonomy places the organism in Eukaryota, Metazoa, Brachiopoda, Lingulata, Lingulida, Lingulidae. Gene Ontology annotation, molecular function: DNA topoisomerase type I (single strand cut, ATP-independent) activity; DNA binding.